Drosophila obscura is the source of this 2572-nucleotide messenger RNA. It is a transcript of the gene Kebab, whose product is annotated as kinetochore and Eb1-associated basic protein. Bases 144 to 1967 code for a protein of 607 amino acids. The transcript has 4 exons. The record is from RefSeq and is a predicted model, not a curated record. Gene Ontology annotation, cellular component: Ndc80 complex. Lineage: Eukaryota; Metazoa; Arthropoda; Insecta; Diptera; Drosophilidae. Gene Ontology annotation, biological process: attachment of mitotic spindle microtubules to kinetochore.
UUGUAUCGAUAUUUUCGGACAUAGGUGUUUUCGAUAUUUCCAUCGCGGUUGCUCCAUCUCUAGCUGUUGAUCGUUUGUGCGCUACAGAUUGAAAAUAUAGAAAAAACACUGAAAAUAAGAGAAAAAAAACACCCAAAAUCAGGAUGGAGAUGCCCAAAAGAACUCCAGAUUUGUUGGAUAUACCCAGAACACCAGAUAAGCGGUUUGCACUGACUUCCGAACCGCGUCCGCUGCGUACCAAGGAACUACUGGAAAGACAGCGUCAGGGGAGCCGCACAGAAUCCGCAUCCAAAGCGGACCAACAAAAAACUCCCGAGAUGCGCACCAGCACUGCCAUAUUUUUGGAACCGCUUCCGCUGCGCACCAAGGAAUUGCUGGAGAGACAGCGUCAGGUCUCAUCUGCAUCUGGAUCUGCAUCCAGAGCAGUCCGUACACCAUCGGCCCCCGCAUGCGGAAACAUGACAGACAGUGAAGACACGACCAAAACACCAGAGAUGCGCUGUCCCAGAAUCGCAUUCAUACCCUGCUCAGAGCCAGUGCGCACCAAGGAGCUGCUGGAGCGAUGGCGAAGGAUGGAUGAGAGGGAGAGCAGGAGCAGUCGUCGGCCAGCUUCCGCAACGAGAAUAGGUCGCCAAAAUCACAAAUCCCCAAUACCAGGCAUCAACACAAACAGGCUGUUGGUGCCCUCCAUUGGUUUCUCGUAUCCCAAACAGCAACAGCAGCAGCAGCUGUUCCCCCACACAUCCGCAUCUGCAUCGAGAGCAGAGAGGGAAACACCCCACAUAACCAAGUUAGGCAUAACAAAGCGACGGCUGGAGUUCCGGCACGUGCAGGGCAAGGAGUCGAUGGGGCCGAAAUUGGAAAGGCUCGCAGCCUAUCUACAGCAGGAGCUAGAGGGUUGGGGCAGCAGCACGAAGCAACGGCUGCGCCAGAUGACUAUUGCGGACUUUGUGAGCAUUGUGAGGCAUUUGUUGCCCCACUCUGGGGUAGCGGCGGGGUCGAUGAGCAACGUCUGCUAUGCGGAGCCGCUGAUGGAUGCUCUGCAGCAGCUCAAGUAUCCCAAGAAGGUGAACAGGAGCUGGCUGUUGAUGCCGGGAACACAGCAUGUCAUCGCUCAUGUACUGGACUUGCUGGACUUUCUACUGGAUUUUGCAGUCGUCGCCACAAAACGGGGCGUAUCGAUUUGUGAUUUUCCCUUUGUGGGGGACUCGUCACUGGAUGAGAAAACCUUUGUGCUGAUGGCAAGGGAUUACCAACUGUGGCAAGGAGCGGAAAAAAGUCUUCAAUUAGAGCAACAAAAGCGUAAUGAACUACUAAAGGAAUGCUGCAAUUCCGAUGAUAUCGUGGCACUGCAGCAGGAGUUGGAAGCCCUGCAACUGGAGCCCAAGCAGCUGGAGUUGAGCAAUGUUAAGGAGCAGCAGCAACAGCAGCAGUUGGAACAAAGGCACAGCCUUCAGCAGGAGCUAACCAACUGCCAGGAUAAGCUGAAGUCAUUAUUGGACGAGUCCUCGGACUAUGAGCGCAGGUUCAGUCAUUUGUGCACUGACACCUGGCGAAAGAAGCAAAUGCUGCACUCACUGCAGCAGCGUGUGAGGAGCCAAAGGUGCAGCUACCAGAAGUAUGCGAGAUUGCUUGACCUGCAAGUCGAACGCUGCGACGAACUGCAGGUGUACCGACGUCGGCAACAGGAUAUUGCCGAGCGUCUGAGCAUAGCCAAGCUGCGAUGGCAGCGUACGCGCAAGCACCUAAUGGACAGCAUCGAAGCCUACAACGUGCACAUGCGGAACUUUGAGUACUCGCUGGUGUUCAAAGGCAGCUACCCCAGGUCCCUGCAGUUGCCUCUGUAUCCUUCCAUGGUGGAGAUACAAGAGCGCCAGGAGAAGCUGAGGCAAUUGCGUCACCUUAUGGAUAAAACAGUAGCCAAGGCAGGCAGCUGCAGGAAGGCUCUCGGCGAGAUACAAUGUUAGUUAAACAAACGCAGCAGCACAUACAUACAUUUAUCUGUACACAUCCGCAUACACAUCAACAACAUUCAACAGAAUCUGGCACGAGUUUAAUUUAAGCAAAUAUUUGCGUGUUUCGUAAUUUUCACUUUGAGCCAAAUAUCAAGCUGGGAGCUUAGUAAUUCCUCCUUGAAUUUCACAGAUUUAUUUAAUUGAAUUUGUCAACUGUAUGCCACAAUAGGCUCGUGCCUCCUUCCCUCUGUGUUGGCUGCUGCUACUGCUACUGCCACUGCCACUGCCUUGAUCCCGUGGCCUGGAUUUAAGUUCAUGUAAUUGACAUUUGAAUGAAUCAUUGGCAGCAGUUCUACUCUCUCCCAAAGAGAAUAGCUCUUUGUAUAAGCAAAAGGAUCUACAGGCUAUAUAUUUUUUGUAAAUUUUAAACUGAAUUUAAACAAAAAAUUCAACUUAAGUUGAACGAUCUCUUACAUACAGAAAAACUUCACUUAAUUAGCUGCAAUUAUAUUUAAUUUCGUACCUUAUUCGAGUCAAAAGUUGAGCAGAACAAAUCCACAUUGUAUAAAGUUUUCCCCCAAGCCAUUAAAUGCUACAAAAUAUGCAAUAUAAUUAGG